This is a messenger RNA of Nelumbo nucifera (sacred lotus), 1983 nucleotides long. Its product is annotated as translocator assembly/maintenance protein. Gene Ontology annotation, cellular component: mitochondrion. The record is from RefSeq and is a predicted model, not a curated record. Gene Ontology annotation, biological process: cardiolipin biosynthetic process; CDP-diacylglycerol biosynthetic process. Gene Ontology annotation, molecular function: phosphatidate cytidylyltransferase activity. NCBI's taxonomy places the organism in Eukaryota, Viridiplantae, Streptophyta, Magnoliopsida, Proteales, Nelumbonaceae.
GGCCCACUUAACUCCAAGCCUUUUUACUUUUGUUUUUCACCUCUGCGUCUAUCAAUUUUUGAAUUUACAAUUUGUUUUCCUCCUCUCUUCGACCCCUCGACUUCUCCUUCAACUUCUUGCUUUGACACCGAAACCCUAAUUAGGAAUUUCAAUCUCCACCUUCCCUUCUGCUUUAGGAACUUCUGCUUCAUUGACAAGGAUAAAAGUGGGAUCACUACCUGCCACCACUAUAUGUAACAGGAAAGCUUCUCCUGCAUAUAACAAGUCUAGCAGAGCAGGAAUGGAUUUAACGUCUUCUGUUUUGAUUAAGAUUCGUGCAAACUGUACCUGCUCCCACAAUCUGUUACUAAGUCAAAUCGCUUAAAUCUACCACUGGCAUUUCCCACUUCCUUGAAUGUUUGAGUGCUCCAGGCAUGCAAAAGUACCCCAUAAACAUCUAUCCACACAAAGCUUUUGCUUUCUGAAUGUUUUAGCUAAUCAUAUCCAUGAACUUGAAUUAGGUAACCGUUGGGUGUAGGUUGUAGGAAGUGAUUAGUUGAUCUAGCCAGUUCAAUUUAGUUGGCAGUGUAUAAGAUGACCCAGUCGGCAUGACAAAUCCAUUUUAGUCUUCAAAUUUUCUGUUGUUAGAAAAAUGGGUUCUGGUGUUGAGCAAAAAAUGGAGAAUGGAGAAGAACUUGCAAGCCUUCUUGAUGUUCUUCCUCGUGUUGAAUUCUGCUGUGUUUAUGGCUCAUCUCUUCUUACUAAUAGUCAUGACAAGAAAACCAUGGUAGACUAUAUUCUUGGUGUUUCAGAUCCAAUGCAAUGGCAUUCUGAGAAUCUGGAAAUGAACAAGGACCACUAUGCGUCAUGGAUGGUGCACCUUGGUGGUUCAAAACUGAUUACUGAAGUUGCUGAUGAAAUUGGUGUAGGAGUACACUUCAACCCGUUUGUGAGUUGGAAUGACAGGAUGAUCAAAUAUGGGGUUGUCAGAAUGCAUGAUUUGGUUCAGGAUAUAUUGAAUUGGGAGAGGUUUUAUUUCAGUGGUCGUCUGCAAAAACCUGUUCAUAUAUUAGUGGACAAUCUGGACAUACGAAAUGUAAACUCAGUUAACUUGAAGGCUGCAAUGUCUGCUGCACUCCUUCUUUUGCCACCCAAGUUUACUGAGGUUGAGCUGUAUGCUAGAAUAUGUAGCCUCUCAUACAUGGGUGACUUGCGCAUGCUAUUUGCAGAAGACAGAAACAAGGUACAAAAGAUUGUCAAGGGGCAGUUCAAUUUAUUCCAUUCCAUGUAUAAGCCAUUUUUAGAUGACUAUGCUGCUAAAGAUUUGCUUAGAUUCUCCUCUUGGAGUGAUAACCACGGAAUCAUAAUUCAGACAGGGACGUGUAUCUACCAUAUCAUAGCGUACUACAGGUCACCUUUGAGAAUAAUGAUUCGGAUGGUACUUCUACCAUAUCAUAGCCUACUCAAGGAUUAUGGUUUAUCUGCAGCUGGCUCUUUUGUUUCCUCCCUGCCUCAAACAGUCAGAACCCGAAUGGGGAUGAAAUUAGGAGAGAAGAGGAAACUGGCUGAAUCUGGUCGAACUAUAAAUGAAGUUGUUAUCAACUCAAGAGAAGAGGCUGCAGAGUGCAUGCGAAAGGUUGUCAGGCGUAUAGUUAUGGUUUCAAGUGCAAGGCAGGCUAUUGCUGGACUACUGGCUGCUGGUGGUGUCAAUGCCGUUCGAUAUCUUGCAAGGAAGAUGGUUAAGGAUUGGUCAUCAUUCUCUCAAGACACUUCAGUUACUUGUUCUGUCAUUGCUUCUUUUUUUUUCAUUGGAAUGUGAGUCGUGUCAGUAUGGGAAACACCAUAAGGUUUUCUUCAGUCCUAAAGUCGAUAGUCAUAGUUUGAGUCCUUUUGCUUUAGUCCAUUAUGAUAUUUUGGGCCCAAACAGAGUUGUGGUGUACAAUGGUUAUAAAUACUUUGUAAUUUUUGUUGAUGAUUAUUCAAGGAUGACAUGGUUUUAUUUUA